Molecule: messenger RNA, 2677 nt
Organism: Prosopis cineraria
Lineage: Eukaryota; Viridiplantae; Streptophyta; Magnoliopsida; Fabales; Fabaceae
Product: calcium-dependent mitochondrial ATP-magnesium/phosphate carrier protein 2-like
Exons: 4
Coding region: 736-2220 (494 amino acids)
Biological process (GO): transmembrane transport
Molecular function (GO): ATP transmembrane transporter activity; calcium ion binding
Source: RefSeq, a predicted model, not a curated record
AUCACAUUCUUUUUUGAUUUUGCCUUCGUAUAAUCUUUUCCUUAUAUGUUUUUCGUCUGUUAAUUAACGAUUCGCCAGGCAAAUUGCUUUUCAUUGAUGACGGGCACAUUCUUCAAGAUAUCUGAUAUCGCCGGCGAUCCCUCUUAUCGCCGUUAGUCGUAAUCUGGCCUUCCUCCCCUACGCUUAGACUCUCGAUGCGCGCGGCAGCGGAACUAUUACAAUGGAACCUUACUUUCUUUUGACUAGUAAAGGUCUUGUGUUCUAUCUCCCGCCUUCUACGUUCUCUUCCAAGUUCCACGGUCUUCGCUCACCGGCGCGUCAUUCCUAGUCGUUUCCGCUUUUGUUUGAAUUCUGAUUUCCUUUUAUGAAAAUCAAGCCCCCAGUUGUGCGUGCCAUUAAGAGCAGACUUACUCGAUCUGUGAUGGAUAUUAGUUGUGAUUGUAAAGUUCUAAUAUCUGCAAUGAAUGCCUGAGUUGAUUCGGCCCUGAUUUUCUUAAUCACAUUUGCUUUGCCUUGCUUUGAAGGGGAAUCUGAUAGAUUCCCUUCUAAAAUUGGCGGGGUAGUACAUGGCGUAGCAUCUCCGUGAUUGUUGACUGCGUAGAAAUUUAUUGUGCUCUUUUCCUUACCCACAUUUCUUGAAUUGCCAUCUCCUGGGAAUACGAUCACUGAGUGUGUCAUAAAGAAGGAGUGUUUGAGUGUUGGGAACCAAGUGCGUUAUUGUAACUUUCCAUUUCAAUGGGAGCGAAACAGAAGAAUGUUGAGGAAUCCAGAUCAAAAUGUUGCAAUCCUGUCAAGAAGACAGGACCUGUAACAAUGGAUCAUGUCCUAAUGGCAUCCCAGGAGACCAAGGAAGAAAGGGAACUAAGGAUUCGUAGUCUUUUUGGUUUCUUUGAUAGGACGAAUACUGGCUAUUUAGAUUAUGCCCAGAUUGAGGCCGGUCUCUCUGCACUUCAAAUACCAUCUGAGUAUAAGUAUGCCAAGGAUUUGUUAAAUGCUUGUGAUGCUGAUAAAGAUGGGCGAGUUGAUUAUCAAGAUUUUAAAAGGUACAUGGAUGACAAGGAGCUAGAGCUUUACCGCAUAUUUCAAGCCAUUGAUGUUGAACACAAUGGGUGUAUUUUACCCGAGGAGCUCUGGGAGGCACUUGUAAGAGCAGGUAUUCAGAUUGAUGAUGAAGAACUUGCUCGUUUUGUGGAGCGUGUUGAUAAGGAUAAUAAUGGUGUUAUUACAUUUGAAGAAUGGAGGGAUUUUCUGCUUCUUUAUCCUCAUGAGGCGACUAUUGAAAACAUUUACCAUUAUUUGGAGCGGGUGUGCCUGGUGGAUAUUGGAGAGCACUCUGUUAUUCCAGCAGGCAUUAGUAAGCACAUCCAUGCAAGUAGAUAUCUGAUUGCAGGAGGAGUAGCAGGUGCUGCAUCGCGAACAGCUACUGCACCUCUUGAUCGUUUAAAGGUUAUUUUACAAGUCCAAACAACACAGGCUCGUAUAAUGCCUGCAGUAAAAAACAUUUUGAGAGAAGGUGGUUUCUUGGGAUUUUUUCGAGGCAAUGGCUUGAAUGUCCUCAAGGUGACUCCUGAGAGUGCUAUUAGAUUUUACACCUAUGAGAUGCUAAAGACCUUCAUCGGGAAUGCUAAAGGAGUGGAAACUAAAGAUAUUGGCACCUUGGGCCUGCUGUUGGCUGGUGGUAUUGCUGGUGCCGUAGCUCAAACUGCUAUAUAUCCAAUGGAUCUGGUCAAAACUCGAAUACAAACAUAUUGUUGUAAUGGUGGAAGAGUUCCCAGCCUUGGGACCCUCUCAAAAGAAAUAUGGGUACACGAAGGACCUAAGGCAUUUUAUAGGGGCCUGAUUCCUUCUCUUCUUGGGAUCAUUCCUUAUGCUGGAAUAGAUCUUGCUGCCUAUGAAACCUUGAAAGAGAUGUCGAAGAAGUAUAUUCUUCAUGAUGAAGCUGGUCCUCUCGUGCAACUCGGAUGUGGAACAGCAUCAGGAGCCCUUGGAGCCACAUGUGUUUACCCAUUGCAGGUGGUAAGAACAAGAAUGCAGGCUCAACGCUCCAAAGGUGGUCCUCCUUAUGGGGGAAUGAUAGAUGUAUUCAAGAGAACCUUUGAACAUGAAGGAAUUAGGGGAUUCUACAAAGGAAUAUUUCCUAACCUUCUCAAAGUUGUUCCAUCUGCUAGCAUCACUUACAUGGUUUAUGAAUAUAUGAAAAAGGGUUUGGAUUUGGAUUGAAGAUCUUGAUCACUUGGUUUGGUAAUUAGUCUGAAGUCUGAGUGGCAACUACUGGUACAGGGGGGUGGUUGCAAAGAAGGUGCUGAUGACUAAAUAAAGUACGCAGCUGAUUACAUUACAAUUAUUUGGAAACAUUUAUAUAAAUAACAUCACUUCAAAAUUCUUGGAGGACGAAAUUGGUUUGUCCUGCGAAGUGUUUCAUAGAACUAAUAUGGAGCACCGUAUCUCUGAGCAGAUUUUGUUGUAUGAUAGAGAAACAAAUGAAACACGAUUAGGAUCCGAUUUUGUAAUGAUUAGUGGCUGAGAUUGGUCGUAUACCUAUUCAAUCUGAUAUUAUUUGUUCGACUUACAGAGGCCCCAGUUCUUUGGUUGGUUUCCUUGAUUUUUAGUAUAGAUGUAGGGAUUUAUAGACAUCUUCCUCAGUUUGUAUCCCAUCUUGAUUAUGGCUUCUUCUUCA